Molecule: messenger RNA, 7677 nt
Organism: Varanus komodoensis (Komodo dragon)
Lineage: Eukaryota; Metazoa; Chordata; Lepidosauria; Squamata; Varanidae
Product: 2-5A-dependent ribonuclease-like
Exons: 6
Coding region: 401-2587 (728 amino acids)
Biological process (GO): protein phosphorylation; mRNA processing
Molecular function (GO): protein kinase activity; protein binding; RNA binding
Source: RefSeq, a predicted model, not a curated record
GGGCAGCAUACAAAUGUUUUAAAUAAAUGAAUAAAUAAAUAUUAUUAGCUUUCAUUGUGAAAAUACGAAGCAUAGCUAUACACACUUAAAAUCAACUUACUAGGAUAUUCUGCAUCCUCAAACAGGUGAAUGGCUACAGAUUUAUAUGAAGAAUGAAAUUUGUAUGCCCUUUGGCACAGAACUAUGUUCUCUCAUUGUGACAAAUAUAUCAAAGUCUCCCUUCGGUAGCACCAUCAAUUUUUAAACCUUCAUUCUCAGACAUCUGAAAUCACAGUGGAUUGCACCCGGUCUCAUGGCAGUAUAACUCCAUGUGUAAAACGUUCUUCUGUUAAUUGAGACUUCUGAAGUCACCGUAGCCAUUCCAAUAUUUGCACUCCGACUUGAAAUAUAGUUGGAUGUGAUGGAAGGCCACUCCAGCUACCAUGAUGCGGAACAGUCGCAACCCUUCGUAAGUAAUACAGCAGCAGAAAUGCUGAAUGAGGCUGCGCGGAACGGCUCGAUCGAGACCAUCCGGCAGCUGCUGGAUGAAGGGACAGAUAUCAAUUCAAAGGUGAAUUCUGGCUGGACAGCCCUCCAUAGCGCUGUGAAGAGAAACCGGGAGGACAUUGUCCGACUUCUACUUGAUAGAGGAGCCGAUCCACAUGCUAGGCUGUUGAAUGGGACCACCCCUUUUGUUAUAGCAGGGGAGCGGGGGAACGUGAACCUUCUCCAACUUCUUCUUGAUAAAGGGUCUGACGUAAAUGAGCACGAUUCAAAUGGCUUCACUGCCUUCCUAGAGGCUGCUUGGUACAGGAAUCUGCCUGCUGUGAGAUUUUUGCACGAGAAAGGGGCCGAUGUGAACUUCUGCAGAGUAGUCAAUGAGGAGAAAAGGAAAUUUGGCAAAGGAGGCCAGACAGCCCUGAUGUACGCGGCUAGGAAUGGAGAUGACACGAUGGUCAAAGCCCUGCUUGAUGAGAUGGGUGCUGCCUUGAACAUCUGUGACAACCGAGGCAGGAAUGCCUUCGUCCAUGUUUUCAUGGAUCGCAAGGAUUGGCCUUGGGGGGAAGAGAAGGAGAAACUAGCCCUUUUCCUUUUAAACAGAGGGGCAGAUGUGACAGGCAAAAAUGAAUAUGGGAAGACCACCCUAAUCCUCGCAGUGGAAAGGCGGAGCCCAGUCCUGGUGCGGGCCAUCCUGGAAAAAGGCGAUGUUGACAUCAACGCCAAAGACAACCGGCAGAAAACCGCACUGAAGGCAGCCGUGCUGCGGAACAACCGUGAGAUAGCCAGACUGCUUUGCGAGAAUGGCGCAGCCAUUGAAAACAACCUGGAGAUUGCGCAGAAGCACUUCUUUGAUGGAAUGAUGGCCCUGCUUCGGCAGUUUGGUGCCACGCCUUGUCUCAGCCCUCCCCAGAAGACAUAUGCCUCCGUCAGUAAGCGGUGGGGAUGCAAGCUGCAGGAUCUCUGCAGAUGGAGAGGUAUGCCGCUUGGAAAACUUUCCAAGUUCUGCUUGGAAGCCUCUUACAAGAUCCGAGGAACUUCGGAAAGGGGAGGGGUCUACCUGGGAAUCUAUGAUGAGACUGAGGUGGCUGUGAAGGUGUUCCCAAUCGAUGCAGAAAAUGCUAAGCAAGAGAAAGCCUGCUUUGAGAAGUGUCGAACCAGCAACCAUUUGGUGAAGCUUUAUGGGUGGGAAGAAUGGAAGGCCUGUCUCUAUUUGUGCCUUGCUCUGUGCGAGAUGAACCUUGAGGAAUAUUUUGAGACGGAGGAGAAAGGACCCCUGAAGAGCCAAGAGAUUCUUAAAACAAUAUUCCAAGCAGUGGAGGAACUUCAUGGAUUUGGGUUUGGCCAUCAGGAUCUGCACCCAAGUAACAUUUUGAUAGAUAUUGCUGGCAAAGUUUUCCUGGCAGACUUUGAUAAAAGCACCAAGUUAGGUGGCAACAAUGAUGAGAAAGACGCGAUAAUCAAAGAAGACCUGAAGGCUCUCGAAAAGCUGAUUGUGUAUGUGGCGAUGAGGGGCAGGGUCUCUUUUGAAGACUUACCCUCACAGUGCCCGGCUGAUGUUGAGGAUCAGCUGGAAAUAGAAGACCUGAGAGCAAGUCUGAGCAACCUUGACGAAAGGAUCCCGGUCAGCAAACACCUGCGAUUCCUGCUCUCCCAUCCUUAUUUUUGGAGCAAGCAGACGAAGUACAAGUUCCUAAGAGAUGUUGGGAAUGAGAGUGAUAUUAAGACACGGGGCACUAAGCACCACAAUGAUCAGAGUGAACUUUUGAAGGCCUUGAACCGGGAGGACGAUCCAUUCAAGGACUGGACUGAAAAGAUACAUAAAGAAGUUCUGGAAUGCAUGGCUGACCCUUUUAGUGAGCGGGACAAGAAAAAGAAAAAUAGACCCAAGAAAAAUUAUGAAAACUGUGUGACGGAUUUGCUGAAGCUGAUCAGGCACAUUGGCGAGCACUUCAAAGAAAAGGGGGACGAGGUGAAAGAAAUCAUCAAAGACCCUGCAGACUACUUCCUGGAUCACUUUCCAAAUUUAACCAUUUAUGUCUAUCGAAAUUUGUAUGAUACACAGUAUAGUAAACAUUUUCCUCACACAGAGAACUAUUCUCACUUUUGAAGGCAAUCGGCAAAAGCCGAUUGCUUUAGUUUUUCUCCAUCAUAUUGAGAAACAAGCUGAAAUAAAAUAGCAUUUCAGCAGGCACAAUACAAAGGGAUAGAAAAAACCCUUCGUCUCACAGAAACAAGCUUUUAUUUUCUAUGCUUUUGCUGUUGGAUCUGCAGGUUUGGGGAGAGUUAAGGACCUCGGCUAGCUUGCCAUGGAUGCCUUCUCUCACCAGCCACAAACCAAAGCGAUGGUGCUGUUAAGGUAAUCUCUGCAUUUGAUGUUCUGGAGAGAGAAAACAAAUACAUUCCAAUAUGUGCAAAUUUGAUGAAUGGUAAGUAAGAGGAGGGGAAAUCGACACAGGUAACAUUGACAUAAUAGUUGGAUAUGGGCUGCUGCGUUUUGGUCAAAGUUCUGGUUUGUUACUUCUUGGAGGCAAUCUUUGUAUUCUUUGCUGUUUCGUCUUUCUAAUGGAUUUCUGAGCAGUUGAUUGACUUUGUAUCGUUUUUUGGUACAACCAACAGUAAAGUUGGUGAGAAUGUAUUUGUACACGUUGGCUGAGUGACUAAGGAAUGAUGCUUCUAGAGAACUCUUUUGUUGGGUAAUCGCCCUGCUUCAUUUACAGAAUGGAUCCGUGUAGCCUGUUGCAGAAAGCCAACCCUCAUGGUCCCAAAUGCUUUACAGAUUGAUCAAGGGGAAGAAGCAGGAGCUUUCAGCCCCUAACCUGUGAACUAAAUCCCAGGAUCUUCUCUAGGUGUGGCCGGGGUCUUGGGAGAUGCUUUGAAAAGCCAGCCUUUCCUUCCUGUUGUAAAAUGUUUGGGAAGAACCACUCAGAUGAACCUGUGCAAUGGUGUCAUUGGACGGGAAUGAUCGUUCAGGAAUGAAUGAGCCCAGACGUGCUUCAGUAUACACACGGGACCAUUGUGGCUACUCCUCUGAGUAAAGGACUAGCAGAAGGAAGAAAAUGCUGCUGAAUGGGGACAACUUCAGGAAUUGCUACUUCCCAAGGGCACUGUUUGGGUCCAACCUUCUGAAUCCCCACACUGAAUUAUACUAUAAAUGGUGUGCGAAUGGUUAAGCAUCACUGUUGAUAACCUCGCUAUUGGUAGCUACUCUGGAUAGUGGUUUUGAAGACCAAACGUCCCCCAAAUGCAUCAUCUAGCUUGCAAUUCAGUCUUAGUUACACAAUGAGUGAACCUUUGGGCCUUAUUGUGGGUUUUGUACAUGCACACCCUGAAAUCCUUGCCCCUUCAUUGGGAGCCCGGAUUUUGUCACACUGAAGGGUUUCCCUGUUUCUGCCUUCAUGAGUUUGUGUCACAGAUUACCAAACAUUACAGGAGAUAAGAUACUUUCAUCUGCCAGCACAAAGAACCUUUCCCGUCUGACCCUGGGAGCCCCGUGGCUUGCUAUUCUCGUAUCCAAGAGCACCAGUACGGACCCGCUGCAGAGUUUUGCCAUCCAGGGUGAAAGAGCCAACACCAUCCUCUUCAUUGUGCCCCAAGAAGGCCCAGCAAGCAGCCAGCUAUGACGCCUUUUUUGGACUGUCUAGAAAUGAUGCCCUGUGCAUGAAAAACGAAAAGGAUCACUAGCAAUUCCACACGGGGAUGUGCAACUCUUUCUAAACUUGUUGCAGCAUUAUGUAUGCAACUGGAUAAGAAAACUGCUGGACCACCAGUGCUAAAGGACUGUGGCUUGUGCAUGACAAAGGCACGGAGUCAUAGUGGUUGUACACAAAUACAUGAACACAUCCUAGGCACAAACACAUGGACAUUGCAACCAACACAAAAUCCAUUCUGGAAUCUGGAGAGUUCAGACUUUUGCUUCUCAAAAUUCAAAAGGAAGCAGCAGCCUCUUCCUUAUUAUUUACAUUGCAUUUAUAAGUGGCCUUUUGCUCUUGUGGGGAACCUAAGGGAUCCUUGCAACAACAACCCUGUGAUGUAGCCCACUCUGAGAGGUUGCGACUGGCCCAAAGUUACCUAAUGAGUGGGGAUGGGGGUUAGCCCUAGCUGCAGAACUGCUGUGAGGAUAAAGCUUGGGGGAUUUGUAUACUGCUCUGGGGUCACUGGAGGAAAAGUGGAUGAAAAUAUUCGUCAGGGAGUGCAACAUUUCCAGUGUUGAUGCCUUGCCUGAUUAUCACUGCAUAUGAUGAGGACUGCUUCAACUUCAUCACACUCUGGGGCCUCACCAUGGCCUGGAAGUCGUAAUAUCUACCCAUAGACUGGAGGAAUUGGCCGCCGUUGAUGUAAGAGACUGUGCAUUUCUAAGGCAAAACAGUUACUCUGGAAGAAGGUGAGCUAAUUUGCAGAAUGGACAUCUAAGCUGUACAUUUAAACCUGCUUGGCUGUCCUCUGAAGACUCCUAAAACUAGCUUUUUGAGAGUCCCAAGUAUCCUUUGCUAGAUGACUCCAGCUCCUCAUAGAUCCAGAGUUUCAAAGGUUCCUUCCUCUGCUUGGAAGCAUGAUAGGUAAAGAGGCAUGAAACCGGUCCACGGUUUCUCAGUCUGCUUUGAGAUUGCGCCACUUAAUUUGGAGAGUACCAUUAAAGAAAGGGGAAAUUCCAUGUUUCUUCUGCAUUGCACCUAUUGAGGGAUUGCCUCACAUUCUUCCACUCUGCCUAGAUGGGCGAUCGUCCGUCACUGGAGAAGUUGGAUUUGCUCGUACAGUGCACCCCCUUUUGUGCUCCACUCUCUGGGACUUUCCGAUCAUGUUUGGAAAGGAGGUGUGAGAACUCAAGGACACUUACCGUUUCUGGGGUGCACAGAGCCCAGUUGAGGACUUCCUGUUGUAGUGGCCUAAGCUUCCAACAGAAGCUGAGAAGGGAAAGAAGAGGCAACAUAGUAAAUCCAAAGCACUCUCCAGAUUAGGCAGUUGACACAACUUUAAUCUCUACAUUCAUUUCCGUCUUCAUCUCCGGCUAGGAUGCUGCCUCCAGGGGUUUGGGCCACAGCUGCUUGGUCUGCUGGAUACCUUGCUCAAGAGUUUACUGGUUGAUGGAAGGAUAAACCAGUCCCAGGGUCAGAAUCAAGUGCCUUGGCUGGAUCUUUCGAGCCGUGUUUGCUUCAGUGCAGACCUCCCCAAACUGGUGUCCUCCAGAUAUGUGGGACUGCAAGUCCUAUCAUUCCCAGUCAGCAUGAUGGAUGUGCUAGUUAGGAAUCGUAGGAGCCACAGUGUGACACAACGGAAGGAAACGGGUCGGAAGGUGGCUGCUCUGUGUGUCUACCUGACCUAUUGCUUGCAGUCCAGGUGAAGUUCAGGGAGGAUUUUGCCAAUCCCUUGGGAAAGCCAAACAGGUGUUGCUCCAGAAGUCUCGGCCUCCCCGGCCAUGGGACUGGUGUCGUUUCCCAGAAUGCUCUGGUCUAUCUGGAUCUCCCUUCUCACCACCCUUCCUUCUUUCCUUCCUUGUCUUCCUUGACCCAACGAUCUGGUUGCCCACCAUGGGCAGAGACUGAACCAAGCCAGCAGAGCUCUGGUUCCCAGCAUUCUCUAGACUGCUACCCAGCCAAUUCCGGAUCAAAUUAGGGGAAAUACAUUCUGGAAGUUCUCACCCUAAUUCCCCAUGAAUGGCUGUAGGUGGAGUAUGAGGACGGUGAUGCCAAUGACUUUGGAAAAGAGUGGCAGGUCCUCAGAUCUCUGGUGGGGGCAUUCAGACAACUAGGACCAACCCAGCUCAGGGUUGCUGUGUCCCCGCAGCAUGAUAACUCACAUUUCUCUCCAGGCAAUUCAUCCACCUCUUCUUUAGGCUGAGGCAGAAAGAGCUGGAUUCCUUUGAGAAUUGUAUACCUGAUGAUUGGAUGAUCUUCUGUUUAAAAAAAUGAAGAGAGAGACAGAGCAAAAUAUAACUUAGCACUCUUCAUCACUGCACGAUUCAGCAUUCUUUGGAGUAUCAAAUCCAGUUAUCCCAACACACAGAAUAUUGUCCAAACAUCCUGGCAUGAAUAAAAGCAGUUUUAAAGCAAGCGUAAUGCCCAACUAGAGACUGUUCUGAUUUAUUCCAGUCUAAAGAUGGCUAGACUUGUUUGGCAACCAUGCAGACCAGCCCAGAAUUAGGCAGGCAAAGGCCACUUCUUCAAAAGUCAGUGUUUUCAGUGAAGUUUCUGCAUAUGUUGCAGUCAUCAUGUGUUGCCACCACAAGGCUGAAGGUUUCUGCUCUGGAAAAAUAUCCAAGACACUGCAUGGAAGGCAAAAGGAGUUCCACUGAGUGUAACAAAACUUUAUCCGUGUAUAUAUUUGCAUUUUUAAAAAGUUGCCUACUCAGAAAAGGCACCAAGGACAUGAAAAGGGGUAAGAUUUAGAAUACAUGGUCACUAUGUUAAGAAGGCUAUUAAUUAUAAUGAAUGUAUAUCUGGAUAACAGCAAGACACGAUUAUUUUUCAGGAUACUUCCUAGGGAAAAAGCUGGUAUUUAUUAUUUAUUUAUUAAAACAUUUCUAUGCUGCCCCAUUCGCCGAAGCCUCGGGGCGGCUCACAACAUAAAAUUAAAAUACAACAAAUAACAAUAUAAAAUACAACAAAUAAUAUAUUAAUUAAAUUAAAAUACAAUUAAAAUACAACAAAUAAUAUAUUUCACACCCUUUAGAAUCCAAGCCUUCUUAAAAAAAAAUAAUCCAGCCUUCAUAAUUGUACUGGGGCAGAGAAUCCGAAAAUAUAUUACUAAGAACUAGAAACAAGAAGCUCAAGGGAAAAGAAGCCCAAACGUUUCUUUAUGUCUCAAGAUUUCCAAACCUUAAAAUCUUCUUCAGGAUUUCUGCUCAAAGGGCCACACCAGAUGAGGAGACCUGAAUGAGCGACACAAGCAGGGCAUCUUUGGUAGUGGCUCCCCAACGGCUGGCUGCCCCUGCCAGAGAGGUUUCCUUGGCACCAUCCUCAGGGCCUUUUCAGCCUCAGCAGCCUUCUUGUUCCUGUUUGCUUUUAAAAUCACGUGUGUAUUCAGCUGGAAAAUUGGUGUUUUAAGCCUGGGGUUGUUUCCAGUUUUAUUUUUCUUGCUGUAUUUUACACUAUCUUGGUUUUAUAUGCUAUAUUUGAUAUUUUAAUGGCUUCAUAUUCCUUGUAAGCUCUAGGUUAUGCAGGGGCAUACAAUGAUCAUAAUAAAUUAAAAUAAAAUAGCAAA